UCAGAGUUUUAUAGACAACACUCAAUCUGGCUCAGAAUUUUUUUUUUUUUAAGACAUGAUCUCACUAAGGGUGAGCAGCAUCCCUGGGCUUCUUUGCUUCAAGUUUCAGUUCUUGGCUGUUCUGGAGCCUUUCUACCUACUGCUUUGGGUAUUUUGUUUGGUACUUAUCCUGACUGUUCAACUGCAUACUUUCCUGGAGUUUAUUUGAUUAUGUAAACAAUGAUAACAGUUAAAUUGUGUAAUCCCAUGGAGCAACCCAGGAAAUGAACUACUGCUAAACCAGGAGAACAAAUUACCUUCUCUUUUCUCCUUGGCACGUUUGCUGGGGGCUGAUUAACUUAGAUAGGAGUCUUAUCUAUGUGUUAAUGACUUUCUCUAUGGGACUACAUAAAGGAAAGGGAUAGAGAUUGUUUGAAAGACAGAAUUGGACAGUAAGAUGCAGGGUGGAAUAGCAGUUUGGAAGCUGGCUUUGGAGCCAAGAAGAUCUGGGUUCAUAUUUUGCCUCUGAUACAUUCUAGGUAUGUGGACCUGGGCAAAUUAUUUAACUUCUCUGUGCCCUAGGUAACUGGGGAGAUUCUAAAUUGCAGGAAAAGGGCUGAUAUGCAUUGGUAGAGGGAUUUUCCUGUUCUGGGAGUUCCUUAUACCAAUGAAAGUCUAACUAUACUACCUGUCCCUCUAGAGAAUACUUGAAGGAUAGGAUUUAACAGUGCAUGAACUCAGUGGGACUAUGUACAGAUAAUGUAGCAGGACAUGUAUGAAAAACAGAGAGAUGAUAGUCACCUAGAUGUAGCCCUCAAUUAGAGGAGAAUCAUAAGACAAAGGUGCUUUUAUUCUUCUAAAACCAUCAUCUGCCUCUGAAGAUCAACCAUGCUUUAGGGUAUAUCUUAGUCAUACCACCUGCAAAUGUCUCCUUAAAUUUAGGAAAUUCUAUCUUUGGACCUGUCCAAAACAAUUCACAAAGUUACAAAUGGAUCAGAGUCAGUUCCACCUCCUGGGUUCAUCAUAUCCAUGGGAAUUAUGGUCUCUCAUUAGACCAGUUAGCCAAUUCUAAAUAUCUGUAAGAUGCACUAGAAUCCCAAAGUCAAUUCAAUUCCAACAAAAAAAAAACAAAAGAAUUAAAAGAAACAUUGUUCCCUCAUAAAUUUCAAAGGAUGAAUGAAAAUGCUUGAUAAGGCCUCUAAGGAAUGAGACUCAGGAGUCCCCAAAUAUAGAUUUCUAGGAAACACUUUGACCAUAUUUCUCCAUAUUUAAUGAAGGGGUGAGCAUGUCCUAAGUACAAAGCUUCAUUAAAAUUGGUGAAAAAAAGGAUGAAAAGAGAGAUUAGAAAACACUUGUUCAAUUGUAUGGUACAAUGGACAGAGUUGGACUAUCAACUUCAGGAAGUUAAUACCCUGGAUAGGCAGGAUGCUAUUAGCUCAGAUCUUAUGAAAUCAGAUCCACUGAACAAAACCAGGCUAAACUGGAUAUGUAGCAAUUACAUCUGGGAUAUAAGUUCUGGGAUUACCCACCUCUUUGGAACAUUAUUGGUUUUUGAAGUGAGAGCACAACUAAGGGAAAAUGAAGACCAUCCUGCUAAGUUCCCUCUUGGGAUUGCUCUGUGUAUCCUUGGUACAAGCAGAUGUCCUGGUACAGCCAGAUUUUGAUGUCAAGCAGUUUUCAGGCUUGUGGUAUGUUGUUUCCAUGGUGUCAGAUUGCAAGGUUUUCCUUGGCAUGAAGGAACAUUUAUUUAUGUCAACAAUAUUAAUAAAUGCCAUAGAAGGUGGCAACCUCAGUGUCCACAUGGCCAUCCCUAGGACUGAAGGCUGUCAGACAAUGGAUGCAGAGUAUUUGAAGAUAGGAUCAGAAGGUCACUUCAAGGUACCUGCCAGUGGCUUCCUGGAUGUGCGUGUGGUAGAGACUGAUUACAAAGCCUAUGGAAUCCUGUACAUCUACAAGGAGCUAGAAGGAGUAUUCAGUACCAUGGUGCGGCUAUUCAGUCGGACCCAGGAUGUGAGUCCCAAGGCUCUGAGGGCAUUCCAGGAUUUCUACCCUAUUGUGGGACUUGAGGAUGACAUGAUGUAUCUGCUCCCCAAAUCAGGUAGCUUUGGACGAUGUUUCCAUCACCAUUUCCUUCCUGGAAACUGA
Molecule: messenger RNA, 2124 nt
Organism: Monodelphis domestica (gray short-tailed opossum)
Lineage: Eukaryota; Metazoa; Chordata; Mammalia; Didelphimorphia; Didelphidae
Gene: LCN15
Product: lipocalin 15
Molecular function (GO): small molecule binding
Source: RefSeq, a predicted model, not a curated record